UGCAAUGCACCCAGAUAAACACAGAAUUUAAAGGAAGAUUCUUCAUCAUUUCUUCUUUUGUCAGGACUCCACCUUUUUAUUCAUAUGCUAGAAAUCCAUUUCAUUUAACACGGAAGCACAAACCACCACCACCACCACCACCUGCACCAUCUUCUUCUUCUGGCUUCUGUUUCUCCUUUUCACCUCUUCUUCUUCCAACUUUCUCUUCUGCUAUAUUUCUCCAAUUCCAAUUAUCACUUUUCCUCCUUCAUACCCUCAACUUUUUUCCUCUCACUGUCUUACCUCUGCAUCUUGGUGAUCAUUUUAGUGCAGACAAUUAACGGUAGGAGGAAAAGCUCCCCCUAGAAUUUCACUUUUCAGGUUGAUCAAGUGGUGGAAAUUUAAUGAGUAAUAUGAUGAGUGAAGGACAAUCAAUUUGGAAGCCACCAUAUUUUAAUGGCAGAAAAUACGAUGAAUGGAAGGAGCGAAUGAUAGUAUACAUUAAAUCUAUUGACUACAAGCUUUGGCUUGUGAUUAAAAAUGGACCCACAAUUCCAACAAAGUUAGUAGAUAAUGAAGAAGUGCAGAAGAGUGAAGAUGAAUACGAUGAAGAAGAUAUGAAGAAUUUGGAAUUGGAAGCAAAAGCAAAAAACAUUUUAUAUUGUGCCUUGAGUCCAGAAUUUUUUGAAAUAUUUUCAGACACUUUCAAAGUCAACCAAGCAAAUAUGGGAUGGUCUUCAAAGGCAAAUGAUAGGUUCACCAACUCCUACAAGAGAACUGUCCGACAAUACAACGGACUCAAAUCCGGAUCCAUUUAAAGCUCCUGACCAAUACUUUAUAAACGGAACAGGAGAUUCUCAGGAGAAGUUUUUGAAGUUUUGCGUGCCACUUCACAAGUAUGGUUUAGAAGGCAAUUGGACAGAAGCCAAAGGGAUCUUAGACAAAGAUAAGAGACUGGAACAUGCAGCAAUAACAAGUGGUUGGAGUACAUUAUUGCAUGUUGCUGCAGGUGCAAACCAUGUUCACUUUGUGGAGGAGCUACUGCAAGUGCUGAGUGAUAAACACAUCGAUUUGCAAGAUAGCAAGGGCAAUACUGCCUUCUGCUUUGCUGUUGCUUCUGGAAAUAUGCGCAUUGUUGAAUUGUUGCUGAAAAGAAACCUCCACCUACCCAGAAUCAGGGGUGGAGGAGGACACACCCCUCUAAAGUUUGCUCUAAUGCAAGGAAAAUGCUACAUGGCACAGUUUCUCUAUGACAAAACCAAAGAAAUAUUUGAGGAUUUAGACCGAAGAUCCUUGUUCUUCACCUGUGUCGAGACCGGAAAUUACCACAUGGCCUUACAAAUGGCAAGAGAGUGGCCCAAUCUAGCUUGGGAACGUGAUCAGAAUAAUGAUACAGCUUUGCAUCUCUUGGCUCUAAACAAAAAUCCUAUGGAUUCUUGCUGUCAUUCUCCACAGCUUCCAAAUCCCAUCAAGAUCAAUCCAGUGCAGGAAUGAACCAACUUAUGAUCUUUCAAUUGGUUAAGUAUCUCUGGAAAACCAUGCUGCGCCACAAAACCCUCUCGGAGGCAAUUGAAAUCAUAAGUGAACCUUAUCAACUAUUGUUCGACGCUGCUGAAGUUGGUAAUUUUGGAUUCUUAUCAGAACUUAUCAGUGCUCACCCCAGUUUGAUAUGGGAAGUUGACAACAAAGAUCAAAGUAUAAUUCACACCGCAGUUUUGUUUCGUCGUGCUAGCAUCUUCAAUCUAAUACAUGAGAUAGGGUCCCAAAAGGAUCUUAUACUAACUUAUAUUGUGAAAGAAGACGACCUUCAUUUUCUUUACCGAAAAUAAAGAACAACAAUUUGUUGCAUUUGGCUGCAAAGUUAGCUCCACCAGAUCAACUUGAAUUAGUUUCUGGAGCAGCACUUCAAAUGUGCCUUGAGAUAAUAUGGUUUGAGGUUCUACUUCUUUUACUCUGCAUGCUUUUGCAUUUUCACAUUAUACUAUUCCUCUAUAAAUCCAGAAUGUGUAUAAAAUGUAUUAUAGUUAUAUUUUACAAUUUUUUAUACUAUAUCUUUAAAUGUGUGCAGGAGGUGAAGAAAAUAAUGCCUCAAUCGUACGCAAUAAUGAAAAA
Molecule: messenger RNA, 2091 nt
Organism: Vigna angularis (adzuki bean)
Lineage: Eukaryota; Viridiplantae; Streptophyta; Magnoliopsida; Fabales; Fabaceae
Exons: 6
Coding region: 727-1473 (248 amino acids)
Molecular function (GO): protein binding
Source: RefSeq, a predicted model, not a curated record